CUUGUGUUGAGGUGAGUGCUGAUGGGACCUCACAAUGAUCUACUUGUGUUGAGGUGAGUGCUGAUGGGACCUCACAAUGAUCUACUUGUGUUGAGGUGAGUGCUGAUGGGACCUCACAACGAUCUACUUGUGUUGAGACUCACCGGGUGUGAUCUCAAAGAUGACAUUUGUGAAACCGUUGCCUCAGCUCUCCAGUCAGCUGGCUCAUGUCUGACAGAGCUGGACCUCAGCUACAACAAACUGACAGACACCGGGGUGGAGAGGAUCUCCACUGGGCUUAUGAGUCCACACUGUAAACUGAAGAUCCUGAGACUGACUGGUUGUGAGAUUACAGAGGAGUCCUGUGGAAGUUUGUCCUCUGCUAUAGCAGUCUCUCAGCUCGAGGAGCUGCGUCUGGGCUGCAACAAACUGGGAGACUCUGGAGUAAAGCUGCUGUCUGCUGGACUGAUGGAUCCACACUGUCAGAUACAUACUCUGGGGCUAAGGGAGUGUAAUCUCUCCAGACCUUCCUGUGUCUCUCUGGCUCCUGUACUGUGGUCAUACUCAGUCCUGAGAGAGCUGGACCUGAGAGACAACAACCUGUGGUACUCUGGAAUGAGGAUUCUCUCUGCUGGACUGAGGAACCCCAACUGUGCCUUACAGACUCUUAGGCUUUCUGGUUGUCUAGUCACAGAGAAAGGCUGUACGUUUCUUGCCUCCGCUCUGGAGUCAAAUCCCUCCAACCUGAGAGAACUGGACCUGAGCUUCAAUCACCCAGGAGACUCUGGAGUGAAGCUGCUCUCUGAUAGACUGAAAAAUCCACACUGUAGCCUGGAGAAACUCAGUGUGGACCAUGGUGGAGAGUCCAGAAUCAAACCAGGCCUGAGGAAAUAUGCCUGCCAGCUGCAGCUGGACGGUAUGUCAGCAGAUGGUGACCUGACUCUGUCCGAGGACAACACGAGGGUGGUGAGGAGAACGCAGGUUCACACAUAUCCUCAUUUUGAUUUCUCGGAUUCAGAUGACUCUGAUUACUCAGUUCGGACCAAAAAGACGGAUAAGUGGGCCAAAGUACGCUGCAGGGAGCCCCUGUCUGAUGGUCGUUUCUACUGGCAGGUUGAAUGGACUGGCUGGGUUGACAUUGGGGUGACAUAUACACCCAGAUGGGAUAUUGAGAAGAAGAGGUCUUGGGGGCUUUUCUGCUGCAAUGAACAGUACACAUUUAUUCAUAGUAACAGUUUCUCAGUUGUAUCAGUACCCAGACCGGACCCAAAGUGUAUAGGAGUGUAUCUCGACUUUCCGGCCGGCACUCUGUCCUUUUACAGCGUCUCCUCUGGUACACCGGCCCACCUGUACACAUUCCACACCACGUUCACUGAGCCCCUGUACCCUCAGUUCAAAAUCAUGUGUGAUGAGAUUGAGAUAUUUGGCUCAGUUCAGAUCCAAACUCUGUGAAUGAAAAGCAGCCGUCGUCAGAGUAACUGACAGACAGACACAUUUUUGAUUCAUUAUGUCUGUAUUUUUCACUACACCUUCACUCAGAGAGAGGACAAUGAUGUUUUGAUUAGAAACCUUUUCUAUAAUAAACGUAAUAAAUAUUUACCAUUCACACAUUGUUCAGGUUUUAGUGUGGAAAUGGUCUUUGGAA
Messenger RNA from Oncorhynchus tshawytscha (Chinook salmon), 1624 nucleotides. RefSeq names its product ribonuclease inhibitor. Bases 106 to 1431 code for a protein of 441 amino acids. NCBI's taxonomy places the organism in Eukaryota, Metazoa, Chordata, Actinopteri, Salmoniformes, Salmonidae. The transcript is spliced from 7 exons. The record is from RefSeq and is a predicted model, not a curated record. Gene Ontology annotation, molecular function: protein binding.